Messenger RNA from Tuber melanosporum (Perigord truffle), 717 nucleotides. RefSeq lists its product as uncharacterized. The record is from RefSeq and is a predicted model, not a curated record. The transcript is spliced from 6 exons. Lineage: Eukaryota; Fungi; Ascomycota; Pezizomycetes; Pezizales; Tuberaceae. Bases 65 to 664 code for a protein of 199 amino acids.
CAUCAUCACAGUUACCAUCUCAUUCACAAACUUUUAACCCAUUAAUUUUCCGAGAAACGACACAAUGGUUCUACGCGGGAGAAUAAAUAAUCCAGUACUCUUCGUCUGCGAUCUCCAAGAGAAAUUCCGUACAGCGAUAUACGGAUUCGACAAAUGCGUCUUGACCGCCCAAAAACUACUAAAAGUCGGCCAAAUCCUCCAAAUCCCAACGUACGCCACGACCCAACUGGCCUCGAAACUUGGCCCCCUGGUCCCGGAACUCCACCCGCUCCUAGUGAAUGCAAAGGUCCUAGAUAAGUCCCUCUUUAGCAUGAUGACGCCCGAGCUCCGCGCACGCCUCGACGAGGACGGCGACGAUGGCGAGAAGAAGUCCGUCGCGCUAGUCGGGAUAGAGAGCCAUAUAUGCGUGCUGCAAACUUGUCUUGACUUAUUGGCCGCGGGGCAUGAGGUUUAUGUCGUUGCUGAUGGGGUGUCGAGUUGUAACCGGCAGGAGGUACCUGUUGCCUUGGAGAGGAUGCGGCGCGAGGGCGCGGUGGUCACGACGAGUGAGAGUUGGAUGUAUGAGGUGAUGGGUGAUGCCAAAAUUUCCGAGUUCCGCCAGAUGGUGGGGUUGGUGAGGGAGUCGAAGGAGUCGACGACGCUGGCGCUUCAGUCACUUUUGUAGCAGUCGUAAAUAGUUGUAGGCUGGGUUGGGAGUGGGUUCUCAUUAUUGGUCUA